This is a messenger RNA of Aplysia californica (California sea hare), 870 nucleotides long. RefSeq lists its product as uncharacterized. The transcript has a single exon. The record is from RefSeq and is a predicted model, not a curated record. Gene Ontology annotation, molecular function: nucleic acid binding. Bases 1 to 870 code for a protein of 289 amino acids. Lineage: Eukaryota; Metazoa; Mollusca; Gastropoda; Aplysiida; Aplysiidae.
AUGAGUAAGGAUGAGAAGAUAGACUCUGCCACGCAGUCCUGCAUUGAUAACAUUCUGCUGGAUGAGAGCAAGGUAACAUCAGCUGCACUGGUGAAGCACCUGGGAAACUAUGGGUUGACAACUAAAGAACCAGAGCCAUUGGAUGGUGGCGCUGCGUUAGGAUUGAAGUUGAAAUCUGAUUCCACAAGAGAUCUCAUAUUUUCCAGAGCCAACAGGAUUCCGCAUGCAGUGUCUAAAGUAACCAAACGGGAGUUGUUCUCGAUCUGCGGAAAACUUACAGGUCAUUAUCCUGUAGCUGGAUGGUUAAAAAUAACAUGCAGCUACAUAAAGAGAAGGGAAAAUGGUACCAAUUGGAAGGAGAUUGUAGAAGAUGAAGUGGAGAAAAUGUUGAAGGAAAUGUUGAGCAGCUUGUCUAAUGAGGAUCCUGUCAAAGGCAAAUGGUCCGUGCCUAAAGCAACAAAAGGAACCGUAUGGUGUGAUGCUAGCAGUAUCGGAUAUGAUGUGUUACUUGAGGUCAAUGGCAACGUGGUAGAGGAUGCUGCAUGGCUUCGGAAAUCUUUAGAUUUUGAUCAUAUCAACGUAGCAGAGCUGGAGGCUGUGAUGAAAAGUGUAAACAUGGCCAUCAAGUGGAACAUCUCUGAAAUCGAAGUUAUCACUGAAUCAGCAACGGUGGCUGGUUGGAUCAAAACUGUUCUAUCGGAAGAGAGGAGAGUGCACACCAAAGGGCCAGCUGAGUUGAUUGUGAAGAGACGAUUAGGGAUAUUGAAAAGCCUAAUUAAUGAGUUUGGUCUGGUUAUGUCGAUCACCUUGGUUCCGACCAGAAAGAACAAAGCAGACAUUCUGACAAGAGUGCAUGAGGAGUGCUUUUAA